Mauremys reevesii (Reeves's turtle) is the source of this 1035-nucleotide messenger RNA. Its product is annotated as probable G-protein coupled receptor 33. Bases 1 to 1035 code for a protein of 344 amino acids. The record is from RefSeq and is a predicted model, not a curated record. Gene Ontology annotation, molecular function: G protein-coupled receptor activity; complement receptor activity. NCBI's taxonomy places the organism in Eukaryota, Metazoa, Chordata, Testudines, Geoemydidae. The transcript has a single exon. Gene Ontology annotation, biological process: complement receptor mediated signaling pathway; inflammatory response; positive regulation of cytosolic calcium ion concentration. Gene Ontology annotation, cellular component: plasma membrane.
AUGAAUAUCCCUCACCUGACCUCUGCUGUGUUGCUUUUUAUCACCUUCCUGGUGGGUGUGGUAGGGAAUGGGCUGUAUCUGUGGGUGUUGGGACUGAAGAUGAAGAGGACGGUGACCACACUCUGGUUCCUCCACCUGGUCUUCUGCUACCUGCUCUUCACCCUGCUGAUUCCCUUCUUCGCUGUCUAUGUCCUCCUGGAUUUCCACUGGGUCUUCGGCAUGGCCACUUGCAAGCUUCUCAAUGCCUUCGGUUCCAUGGGCAUGUUCUCCUCUGUUUUCCUUCUCACAUGCAUCAGUCUGGACCGCUACACCCUCACUCACCAUCCCAUCUGGUCCCGGAAUCACCGCACCCUGCCACAGGCUGGGAAGCUGGUCGUGGGUGUGUGGCUGGCCUCCUUCGGUCUCAGCACUCCCUACUUGGCUUUCCGGGAGACCCGUGAGGUGGACGGGGGCAGGAUUGCCUGCAUCAAUAAUUACAACAUCUCUGGAGACUGGAAUGGAACCAAGACGCAGGACCUGGGCAGACGGGUCCACCUGGCCAUCUUCAUUGUCCGGUUCCUGCUGGGUUUCCUGUUGCCGUUCUGCACCAUCACAGGAUGCUAUAUCCGUGUGGGGCUGAAGAUGAAGGAGAAGAAGCUGGUGUGGGCUGGGAAGCCCUUCAAAGUCAUGGUGGCCGCGAUGGUUUCCUUCUUCCUGGGCUGGCUGCCCUACCACCUCUACCACGGCUUGAAGCUCUACAAGAAGGAGAUGCCAGAGUCAGUGACAGGUGCCCUUUUGGUCAUUUACACCUUCACUUCCUGCUUUAAUGCUGCCUUUUCUCCCAUCCUUUACCUUUUUGUGGGGGAGAAGUUCUGGCAGGUCUUCAGGACGUCUCUCCUCACUCUGGUCAAAACAGCUUUUGCUGAUGAUCUUGACAUCAGUGUCCCCAGUCUAAUGGAAGACAUGGGUCAGAAGUCAAGAACACAAAAGAAGAGAUCGUCUGAAAGUACCCAGACUUUGGGAAAGUUGAACACUUGGCAUCCCCUUUCUUCCUAG